Molecule: messenger RNA, 432 nt
Organism: Entrophospora sp. SA101
Lineage: Eukaryota; Fungi; Glomeromycota; Glomeromycetes; Entrophosporales; Entrophosporaceae
Source: the annotation of a GenBank genome assembly
AUGAUUCCGCAUUCCGACCAAACGCUGUUUUAUGGUGAAUAUAAAUUAAAACCUUUAGAUGUUCUUCAAUCUUUUAAAAUUGAGGCGAGGAACCACCAUGUGCAUGGUAUAACAAAAUCCAAAGGAAAAUGGAACGAUGAAAAAUUACAAAGGCUCUCAACCUUAGCAUUAGAGUUGGUCGAUUGUCUUGGUGACGAGGAUGCAUUUGAGUCGUUGUUGGUGAUAAAACAGAAUCUGAGUUCUGAACUCACGGAACAAUAUGUUUUACCAAUGAAGAGAAGACACGAAAACAAUGAGGAUGAAAUCCAAGAGAGAAAGAGGCACAUGACUGAUGAAGAACUCGGAGAUAAACUUGAGCCAGAAAAUAAAGAACAUUUAAAUCAAAUUGUGCGACUUGUGGUAGAUAAAAACGAAGCAUUUGGCAAGCUUUAG